This is a messenger RNA of Mycosarcoma maydis (corn smut), 603 nucleotides long. RefSeq lists its product as uncharacterized. The coding region runs from base 1 to 603 and encodes 200 amino acids. The transcript has a single exon. The record is from RefSeq and is a predicted model, not a curated record. NCBI's taxonomy places the organism in Eukaryota, Fungi, Basidiomycota, Ustilaginomycetes, Ustilaginales.
AUGACAAGCUCAGAGACAGCAAGGGCCAUUGUGUUUGUCAGCUUGGUCCUCCUCGGCUGCCUCAUCCGCACCUAUAUCCGAACCGCCAACGGCGAAAAGGAAGAUGAAGUCCACUUUUGGUCUUCGCCGUUCAGUCAACUUGAGCAACACGGCCGUGCUGCGUCUAGUGAGAAAGAAUCCACUUUCACUCUCCCUGCCGAUGGCGCUCAUCGCCCACGCAGCACAAACACCUCGAGUGGCGAAGCGAACCAGGCUGUGUCGGUGCUUGACCAACAACCACCAUGCUAUCCACCUUUGCUCGCCGAGAUUGCAGGCAAGCAAGACAGUCGCCUCGUUACGGCUCAUCCUGCCUCGAUUCAAACCUACAACGGCUCUGAAGUUGACGAAGCAUACGAGGACUGGGCGGCGAUGCACCAUGCACGCGGUGCAGUGUCCGAAGAUGCCGAGACCAGCAUCGACAAUCUGCUGCAACGAAGACAGCUGCACAAAGCUAUGCGAUUGCCAUCCUUGCGUGCCGACUUGGACGCCUUGGACGCCAACGGGCCAGAGACGCCUACCAUCUGGACAGCGCACUUUCCAGCAGCGCAACUCCGACCUUACUAG